Molecule: messenger RNA, 2066 nt
Organism: Dicentrarchus labrax (European seabass)
Lineage: Eukaryota; Metazoa; Chordata; Actinopteri; Moronidae
Gene: pitx1
Product: paired-like homeodomain 1
Exons: 6
Coding region: 171-1229 (352 amino acids)
Biological process (GO): anatomical structure morphogenesis; regulation of transcription by RNA polymerase II
Cellular component (GO): nucleus
Molecular function (GO): DNA-binding transcription factor activity, RNA polymerase II-specific; RNA polymerase II cis-regulatory region sequence-specific DNA binding
Source: RefSeq, a predicted model, not a curated record
CGGCGCAGAGACUCAACCAAAGCGCUGAUUACCGCGGACGCAGCGUUUAAGCGCAGCCGACGCAUAAAGUGGAUUUACUGAACACCUGCAUGGGGAAACUCUGAGGGCUUUAUUCGUUUUUUUUUCCUCUUCUGUCGUCUGCCUCCGCUGGGAACCAACUGGCAACUGGAAUGGAACUGAAUCUGUCGAAGAAUGGGAUUUCUUGUGGAGACCCAGGGCCUUCGGGGGAGCUUUCCGGUCGGACGGGGAUCUCAUGUCAGAAGUCACCGUCAUACAAUGGCCGAAAAUCCUCGAGACUGGCGCCGGUGACAGUCCGAGUCUCAGACGGUGGGAUGAAUUUGGACAGAAUCGCAGAGGCAGUGAGAGCACCGCCGCCCCGCGACGUGGCCCCCGCGUUUCAUUUACCGAGAACUUCAAACAGCAGUCGAGAAACUUUAGAGAACUCAAGCAGCGAGUCUUCAGACACAGAGUUGGCAGAAAAGGAGAGGAGCGCUGAACACAGGAGCGAUGACGGGAACGCGGACGAUCCCAAGAAGAAGAAGCAGCGGCGGCAGCGGACUCACUUCACCAGCCAGCAGCUGCAAGAGCUGGAAGCCACUUUCCAGAGGAACCGGUACCCGGACAUGAGCACCAGGGAGGAAAUCGCCGUGUGGACCAACCUGACCGAGGCCAGAGUCCGGGUGUGGUUCAAAAACCGCCGGGCUAAGUGGAGGAAGCGGGAGCGGAACCAGCAGAUGGACCUGUGCAAGAACAGCUACCUGCCGCAGUUCAGCGGCCUCAUGCAGCCUUAUGACGACAUGUACCCGGCUUACACCUACAACAACUGGCCCAACAAGGGCCUCACCCCGGCGCCGCUGUCCACCAAGAACUUCACCUUCUUCAACUCCAUGAGCCCCCUCACCUCGCAGUCCAUGUUCUCGGCGCCCAACUCUAUCUCCUCCAUGACCAUGGCGUCCGGGAUGGGCCACUCCGCCGUGCCGGGUAUGCCCACCCCGGGCCUCAACAACAUCAGCAACCUGAACGGGAUCGGCACGUCCGGCAUCAACUCGGCCAUGUCGUCGUCCGCGUGUCCGUACGGGCCUCCCGGCUCUCCGUACAGCGUUUACCGGGACACUUGCAACUCCAGCCUGGCCACCCUCAGACUCAAAUCCAAACAGCAUCCGACUUUUGGAUACAGCGGCCUGCAGAGCCCCGGGUCCAGCCUGAACGCAUGUCAGUACAACAGCUGACGGGCCAAACGCGGAGCCUGAAUUUUACAAAUAUAAAUAAUUAUAUAUGUGAUAAACGGACACGGUGUCUGAGCUUAUAGGCUACCUGCGGAUUGGAGGAAAAAAAAAAAAAAAAAAAAUAAAAAUCAAAGACAACUAAACUGGAUUAGUUGCAGUCAUUUUUCAAACAAAAAAAGAAAAGAAAAAAUGGAUUAUGCGGGUUUUAUGUGUUUACCAAUGAACUUGCACAGCAAUUAAAAUGUCCAGGGCUUUUUUUUUUUUUUUUAAUGAAGACGUGUGCUGCAUUGUACAUAUACUGUAUAAAUGUAAAUAUAUACAGGCAUAACAUAUGAAACACGAUGGGAUGUUUUUUUUUUUUUGUGCUUUGCUUGCUUUUAAAGACUGACUUGAGGGGGGAGGGAGGGAGGGGGGGGUUCUGGACCAAAACAAGGAAUUGCAAGAAAAAAAAAAAAACGAAUACUGUCGAGCAUAUCACGAAUCCAGAAAAAAAAAAGAAAUCUAGCCUAUAUUGUACAUAUUUUAUACUGCUUCUGUGUGCUUUCUAUUAACCGUCUAUGCAGGAUACCACCGGCCCGUUCGCCCUCCAUGACGCCUCCCGUUCAGUGACUUUACUUUUAAAUGUUUUUUUUUCCCCCCCUCCUCAUUUUGUUUUGCUGAAACUGAAAAACCCCGCAUGUUUAACUUGAGUGCAACGUGUUUUGUACGAUAAUGUAAGACUUUGCAGAAGUAAGUUCAUUAGCCUAAACUGUAUACAAAAAAAGGUGAUUCAAAGUCCUCAUGUGUUUAUGGUAACAUGUUUGUUUGAAUAAACUCCAGGAAAAGAGAGGUUUAUUUCAA